AUGAUGGCUGUGGAAGGGUCAACCAUUACCAGUCGAAUCAAGAACCUGCUACGAUCUCCAUCCAUUAAACUACGCAGGAGUAAGGCGGGAAAUCGGCGAGAAGACCUUGGCUCCAAGGUGACCUUAGAGAAGGUGCUGGGAAUAACAGUGUCUGGAGGCAGAGGACUUGCCUGUGACCCUCGAUCAGGUUUAGUUGCCUACCCAGCUGGGUGUGUGGUUGUGCUUUUCAACCCCCGGAAGCACAAACAGCACCACAUCCUCAACAGUUCCAGGAAAACCAUCACUGCCCUUGCCUUCUCCCCUGAUGGCAAGUACUUGGUCACUGGAGAGAGCGGACACAUGCCUGCCGUGCGGGUUUGGGAUGUGGCUGAGCGCAGCCAGGUGGCAGAGCUGCAGGAGCAUAAGUAUGGUGUGGCUUGUGUGGCCUUCUCCCCUAGUGCCAAGUACAUUGUCUCCGUGGGCUACCAGCAUGACAUGAUCGUCAAUGUCUGGGCCUGGAAGAAAAACAUCGUGGUGGCCUCCAACAAGGUGUCUAGUCGGGUAACAGCUGUAUCCUUCUCUGAAGACUGCAGCUACUUUGUUACUGCGGGCAACCGGCACAUCAAAUUCUGGUACCUUGAUGACAGCAAGACCUCAAAGGUAAAUGCCACUGUGCCCCUUCUGGGCCGCUCUGGCCUGCUGGGGGAGCUACGGAACAACCUGUUCACUGAUGUGGCCUGUGGCCGUGGAAAGAAGGCGGACAGCACCUUCUGUAUCACAUCCUCUGGGCUGUUAUGCGAGUUCAGUGAUCGGAGACUUUUGGACAAGUGGGUGGAAUUAAGAAACACAGACAGCUUCACAACCACAGUGGCCCACUGCAUCUCUGUGAGCCAAGACUACAUCUUCUGUGGCUGUGCUGAUGGCACCGUGCGCCUUUUCAACCCCUCUAACCUACACUUCCUCAGCACUCUACCCCGGCCCCAUGCCCUGGGGACAGACAUUGCCAGCAUCACUGAGGCCAGUCGCCUCUUCUCUGCAGCAGCCAAUGCCAGGUAUCCAGACACCAUUGCCUUGACCUUUGAUCCUACUAAUCAGUGGCUGUCCUGUGUAUACAACGAUCAUAGCAUAUAUGUUUGGGAUGUGAGGGACCCCAAGAAAGUGGGCAAGGUGUACUCAGCUUUGUACCAUUCUUCCUGCGUCUGGAGUGUGGAGGUCUACCCUGAGGUGAAAGACAGUAACCAGGCCUGUCUGCCCCCCAGUUCCUUUAUUACCUGUUCCUCUGACAACACCAUCCGCUUAUGGAACACAGAGAGCUCUGGGAUACAUGGCUCCACCCUGCAUCGUAACAUCCUCAGCAAUGACCUCAUUAAGAUCAUCUAUGUGGAUGGGAACACCCAGGCCCUGCUGGAUACUGAGCUACCUGUAGGAGACAAAACUGAUGGGUCCCUGAUGGACCCCCGUGUGGGCAUCCGCUCUGUGUGCAUCAGCCCCAAUGGACAGCAUCUAGCUUCGGGGGACCGGAUGGGCACACUGAGGGUGCAUGAGCUGCAGUCCCUGAGUGAAAUGCUGAAAGUGGAAGCCCAUGAAUCGGAAAUUCUGUGCCUGGAGUACUCAAAGCCAGACACAGGUAUGAAGCUUCUAGCAUCAGCAAGCAGGGACCGGCUGAUCCAUGUUCUGGAUGCUGGGCGGGAGUAUAGCCUGCAGCAGACACUGGACGAACACUCAUCCUCCAUCACUGCUGUCAAGUUUGCAGCAAGUGAUGGGCAAGUCCGUAUGAUCAGCUGUGGAGCAGACAAGAGCAUCUAUUUCCGUACUGCACAGAAGUCUGGAGAUGGAGUACAGUUUACAAGGACACACCACGUGGUACGGAAGACCACCCUGUAUGACAUGGAUGUUGAACCCAGUUGGAAGUACACAGCCAUUGGUUGCCAGGACCGAAAUAUUCGGAUUUUUAACAUCAGCAGUGGGAAGCAGAAGAAACUCUUUAAAGGGUCACAGGGUGAAGAUGGCACCCUAAUCAAAGUGCAGACAGACCCCUCAGGGAUCUACAUUGCCACCAGCUGCUCUGACAAAAAUCUCUCCAUUUUUGACUUCUCCUCAGGCGAGUGUGUGGCCACCAUGUUUGGCCACUCAGAGAUUGUCACUGGCAUGAAAUUUAGUAAUGACUGUAAGCAUCUCAUCUCUGUGUCUGGGGACAGCUGUAUAUUCGUGUGGCGUUUGAGCUCAGAGAUGACCAUCAGCAUGAGACAGCGCCUGGCUGAGCUACGCCAGCGUCAGCGAGGGAGCAAGCAACAAGGACCAGUAUCCUCUCCCCAGAAGACUUCUGGACACAACCAGCAUGAGGGUCCCUCAGUGCUCUCUGCCGGACAAGCUCUUUCAUCAGACAGUGACAAGGACGGAGAAGAUGAGGGAACAGAAGAAGAACUUCCAGCUCUGCCCAUCCUUACCAAGAAUAUCAAGAAAGAACAAGCCUCGGUUCCCAGUUCAGCCCUGCCCCGAAGCCUGUCCCACUGGGAGAUGAGUCGGGCUCAAGAGACAGAGUUCCUGGAUCCGGCUUCUUCAUCUACCCAAGAACCCAGAAGAAGGGGACGGUGGGCUCAACCAGGUGCAGAGCUGAGUGUCCGGUCCAUGCUGGACCUGCGGCAGCUGGAGACGCUAGCUCCAAGCUCUCAGGGCCCCCAUCAGGACUCAAUGGCCACAGACCCAUCUGGUCCCAGGAAGUAUGGUCAACAGACUCUUGAGGUUGCAUGUGCUAAACAGAAUGAAAAGCCCCCUUGGCCUCAGGUUUCCCAUCCCUGUUCCUGUCCCCACGUUAUCCGAUUGUUGUCCCAAGAAGAAGGGGUCUUUGCCCAAGAUCUGGAGUCUGCUCCCAUCGAAGAUGAUAUUGUCUACCCAGAGCCAAGUGACAGCCCCACCCUGGAUACCAGUGAGUUCCAGGUGCAAGCCUCAGCCCGUGGGACCCUGGGAAGAGUGUACUCAGGCAACAGGACCUCAGAGAAGCACAGCCCUGACAGUGCUUGCUCUGUGGAUUACAGCAGCAGCCGCCUUUCCAGCCCUGAACACCCCAAUGAAGACUCUGAGAGCACGGAACCUCUAAGUGUGGAUGGCAUCUCCUCAGACCUUGAAGAGCCAGCCGAGGGUGAUGAGGAAGAGGAGGAAGAUGAAGGUGGCACUGUCCCCUAUGGACUGCAAGAAGGCAGCCCCCGUACCCCAGACCAGGAGCAGUUUCUAAAACAACACUUUGAGACUCUGGCCAAUGGGGCAGCACCAGGGGGCCCAGUCCGGGUACCAGAGAGGACGGAAUCUCGAAGCAUCUCCUCACGAUUCUUGUUGCAAGUGCAGACCCCUCCACUCAGGGAACUCUCCUCAUCAUCCAGCCUGGCUCUGAGGUUGAGACCUGCCCAGGUGCCCCAGGUAUCUGGUGAGCAUCUGGGAAGCAAUGCUGCCAAUCCCCCUGGAGCUCCCCCAGAGGCAGAGUCUUCCUCCAGCAAAGCUGGGCCCCAACAGGCAGCCCCUGUGCUGCUGCCACGACGCCGUCUGAACCCAGACAGUGGGUGGUCCCCCAAGAGAACAGCUACAGCUGGACCCUUAGGCGGACUCCAGAAAUCCCAGUCUGUGCACAGCCUAGUUCCACAAGGUAAGGAGUUCGAUGGUUUGGCCUCUCCUCCAGGCCCAAUGAAUUCCCAGGAGAUCAAGACCCAAAAGGGCUCGGGCUCCUUGGUUCAGGCUGAUGGCCAUCUGUGUGGACACCGUUCCCACCAGAACCCCACCACCAAUUCCAUGGUCAAGCUAUCCCGCAGCAUCUCUGUUGGGGAGAACCUGGGUCUUACAAAUGAACCACAAGCUCCUGCUCCCAUCCGAGUCUCACCACUCAGCAAGCUGGCUCUGCCUAACCGGGCUCACUUGGUCCUGGACAUCCCCAAACCACUGCCUGACCGCCCUACCCUGGCCACAUUCUCACCUCUAACCAGGGGCCGGGCCCCUGGUGAGGCAGAACAGCCUGGCUCCCCAGCAGGCCUGGGAAAGGCUCACAAUGCACCUGAUAGGCGGGUGUGUUUGGGGGAGGGUGUUAUCCCCAAGCCUAGGACAGAGUGCUCAGCUCAAGCUGGGCCCACCAACCCCUGUGCCCCACAACUGCCGGUCAGCAGCCUCCUUCAAGGCCCUCAGAGCUUGCAGCCCCCAUCCCUUGAGAAGACUCCCAGCCCCAUGGAAUGCACCAGGCCAGGGCCAGCCCUGAGCCAGGACUCAGCACCAGCGAUGAGCCUGGAGCAGUGCGAACAACUUGUGGCAGAGCUCCAGGGCAACAUGCGGCAGGCCAUGCGGCUGUACCGCUCGGUCGUCAGCUGUAAGACGCCAUCAGCAGAGCAAAGCCGCAUCACUCAGCUCCUCAGAGACACCUUCUCCUCAGUGCGACAAGAACUAGAGACCCUGGCUGGGGCAGUGCCGUCUAGCCCAGGUGGAAGUCCCGGAGCUGUGGGAGCUGAGCAGACACAGGCCCUGCUAGAACAAUAUUCAGAGCUGCUGCUUCGAGCUGUGGAGCGGCGCAUGGAACGCAGGCUCUGA
Molecule: messenger RNA, 4542 nt
Organism: Elephantulus edwardii (Cape elephant shrew)
Lineage: Eukaryota; Metazoa; Chordata; Mammalia; Macroscelidea; Macroscelididae
Gene: MAPKBP1
Product: mitogen-activated protein kinase binding protein 1
Exons: 31
Coding region: 1-4542 (1513 amino acids)
Molecular function (GO): protein binding
Source: RefSeq, a predicted model, not a curated record